Molecule: messenger RNA, 756 nt
Organism: Aspergillus calidoustus
Lineage: Eukaryota; Fungi; Ascomycota; Eurotiomycetes; Eurotiales; Aspergillaceae
Source: the annotation of a GenBank genome assembly
AUGAACACCAUAGGCCCCUACCCCGUCCAAAAGCCCACCAUCCCGGCCAUUCCGAGUCUGGGCCCAACCACAGCGCACGCCUGCACCCUCUGCAGCCGCUUCUUCGUCUCGCAAUCCGCACUCCACUCGCACUACCGCUUCUCAACCCAACACGAAUGGUGCGAGCGAUGCAGCCGGGUCUUCGUGUCGACGACUGCGCGGGACGCGCAUUUCCGCGAGUCGACCAAGCAUAAUAUCUGUCCGACCUGCGGCCGCUUACAGGAUUUCGAUACCCCUGCCGAACUUACGCGCCAUCUCGAGGACUUCCACUUUUGCUGUGCGUCUUGCUCGCCAUAUAUUUACCACGACUCGCCGGAGGAGUUGAGGAGGCAUGAUGUUGCGCAGCAUCAUCUGUGCAUCAAGUGUGGGGACUAUUUUAGCAAGGCGAAUAACCUUCUUAUGCACCAACAAAAACACCAACCCCGCACAAUGCGCUGCUACGGCUGCGACCACACCUUCAAGUCGUUCUCGGGUAUGCUCAUCCACCUCGAGUCCGGCGCGUGUGCGUCGCAGAUGACAGAGGGCGAGAUCGACGCCCUGGCGCACCGGUGCUACCAGAGUCGAAAGUAUGUACUUCGUGGUCUGGACGGGGGCGAAGGGUGGAUGUACAAGUGUCCGACCUGCUACAAGGAGUUCUCUAAGCUGUCGGCGCUGUAUCAGCAUGCGGAGGAUGUGAUGGACUGUGGACAUGGUGUUUGGAUUGCCAAGUGUGUAUAG